AGCCAGCCGCCCUCUGCGGAAGCGCCCGGGAUGGGGAAUGCCCACGUGGUCAGCACAGGCUGCCUCCUUCCCCAACCCGGCCAACCCCGCGCCCGCCGGCCGCUGAAUCAAAGGGGCGCUGCCUACCCGGGCGUUCCCCGCGAAGCUUCCUCCUGACCCGGGGCUUUUCGUGAGGUCGAGCCGUUCUCUCGGCAAAGCAACAAGUGUUUCAACGACGCCCUGCGGACAGAGCGAAGAGUCUGAAAGUAACUCUGCACGUGCGCCGGCGGGGCGGCCGGGCAGCUGGAGGUGUGGCCGCGAGUGCCAGCGCCCGGGGUGACUCACUCGGACCGCGCCGGGCUCUCUCCCCGCAGCCGGUGCUCCACCAUGCCCCGGACCUCGGUUCUCCUGCUCACGGUAUUUACCUUCAUUCCUGGACCACUGUCCAAAACUGCUAAUGCGAGAGGGAUUGAUACCAGCUCCGAAGGGCUGAAAUUAAAGAGAGAAAUUACUAAAACAGAGACCCAGUGCACAGAAGACAGGCAUCCUGUAGGUCAAUUCUGCUGCCGGCUGUGUCCUCCCGGCACAAAGAAAGCUGCUGACUGCACAUCAGAUGAAAAUGAAACACACUGUGUGCCCUGCAAAGAAGGGAACGAGUACACAGACAAACAGCAUUAUUCCUCUCAAUGCAGACGAUGUACAUUUUGUGAUGCAGGGCAUGGCUUAGAAGUGGAAAGAAACUGUACCCGAACCCAGGAUACCAAGUGCAGAUGUAAAUCGAACUUUUAUUGUAGCAGUCCUGUGUGUGAACACUGUGACCCCUGCAUCAGGUGCGAGCAUGGAAUCAUUGAGGAAUGCACACCCACCAGCAACACCAAAUGCAAAGAAGAAAUUACAGGUUCCAGUGCUAACUUGUUGUGGUUGUUGCUGCUACUGCCCUUUGGGGGGCUAGUUCUUGGGCUAUGUAUCUAUAAGAAAUACUUCAGGAACAACCGUUCUUGCCAUGGAUAUACGUUCCCACGUUCUGAAACAGAAGGAGAGCCACCGAAUUUCUCAGAUGUUGAGUUUAGUAAACAUAUACCUAAGAUUACGGAAAUAAUGACAAUAAAUGAGGUUAGAGAAUUUGUUCGAAAGAAUGGUGUCCCUGAAGCCAAAAUAGAUGACAUCAAGAAUGACAACCAACAAGAUACAGGUGAGCAGAAAGUUCAGCUGCUCCGUAGUUGGUAUCAAUUAAAUGGGAAGAAAAAUGCAUGCCAAAUUUUUAUUAAAAGCCUCGAAGAAGACAACUUUAAGGCUUACUCACAGAAAGUUCAGGAUAUCUUCUGGGCGGACGUAAGAAGCAACCAGGAAAAUUCAAACUCCACAAGUGAAAAUGAAAGGCAAAGCCUGGCCUAGAGUGCAAAACACCGAACUCAGUUUUGAUUAUAGACUGUCACUAAAUACAAAAACUAAUGCAAAAAAUGUUUUCAAUAGCAGAGGGCUGUAAAUAGGGCUUGACUUUUUAUUGGGUGCAUUUUACUUUUCUGUUUAUUAGACUUGUAGAGACAAUAUAUUGAUUUACAAAUUUUGAAGAUAUUGUAAUUCAACCUUAAGAAUGUUCCAAAUCUAGGUAAGAAGACAUACCGAGUCAAGAGUAAAUGCAAUAGUAUGUUAAGUACCCGAGUAGGAGUAUAUGAAAAGGAAAAGAAAAAGCUUAAUAUCAUGUGCUAACAUAUAAAUCCCACAAAAAUGAAUAUAAUUAAUGUAGGUUGAUACAAAUGCCUACCCACAGGGUGAUUCCAGUCCAUUAAUCCACAGAAUCUAUGACUUUUUCUUGGACUGUCAGUUACUUGAAUAGCUACUCUGCGUCUGUAUUAACUACCUGACUCCAUGGUGAGAUUUUACUGUAUUUGUAAACCUUGUCUAUGGAUCAGUCUGAAAGGAACAUGUUGAAGCAAAACUUGCAUAUAUAUCUAUAUCAUCUAUAUCUAUAUCUAUCUAUCUAUCUAUCUAUCUAUCUAUCUAUAUAUAUAUAUAUUUGGAAGAAUAAUAAAGUUCUACCUCAAAGAUCUAUGUAUAAAUCAUUGAUAAUUUUACUGUGUGACGUCUCAAUUUUGAAUUUGCAUGAAAACUGCAGAAAAAUUGCAAUGCUUGAAUGUUUUCUAUUUGUAUGCUGUUUUACUUGACAAAAUAAUUUACCUCUUAUUCAGCUGUCAUAAGCAUUUUGAACAGCAGAGUAAUACUACAGCCUUGUUACUUCAUUUCUGUUUGGUGUUCAUCUUGAUAAGUGUAAUACACUCUUAAACCUGUAAAGAUUGCCAAAGAAAUACUUAGUGAUCCCAUAAAAAUCAAGACCUCCCUUAGAUUGUGGGCCUGUCUGAGAGACUAAACUUCGCUUAGGAGGUAGUUUUAUGAUACAACGUGAGCCCCUGUCUACCACCAGUGGUGACAAGCUCUUAUUUGGCCUGUAGGCUGAAGAACUUUUCAUUAACUUUCCGUGUGUUCACCUGACCACAAAUGGCUGCUUGAAUUCAGCAAAACGAAUAUCAUCAUCAGGGUCUGAGGACUACUGCUGUUACGCUUAAGGCUUAGACAGACUUUCCUGUGCAUCACUACUCUGUUGUGUUUUACAUUCAGACAUUUCUGAAAAUUGUAUUAAAUGUGAAUUUAGGGGCUGGGGAUUUAGCUCAGUGGCGUAAGCACCUGCCUUGCAAGCAGGCGGUCGUGAGUUCGAUCCCUGGUACCAAUAAAAAUGAAAAAGACAAAAAAAAAUAUGUGAAUUUAGUAAAUGAUAUUUAGACUUAUAUAAAUGUACAGUGAACUGAGGAUAGUUAUGAUAUGAAACAUGAAUUUAGAAAUCCCUGAAGAGCUGCCCUUUUUGGAGAAUUGUUUUUCAUUAUGUUUGGAAAUGUACAACAUAGAUUAAAAUACGUAAUUAAAGCAAUGUUUUCAGUA
Cavia porcellus (domestic guinea pig) is the source of this 2913-nucleotide messenger RNA. It is a transcript of the gene Fas, whose product is annotated as Fas cell surface death receptor. Gene Ontology annotation, molecular function: tumor necrosis factor receptor activity; protein binding. NCBI's taxonomy places the organism in Eukaryota, Metazoa, Chordata, Mammalia, Rodentia, Caviidae. Gene Ontology annotation, cellular component: external side of plasma membrane; CD95 death-inducing signaling complex; membrane raft. Gene Ontology annotation, biological process: extrinsic apoptotic signaling pathway in absence of ligand; negative regulation of apoptotic process; activation-induced cell death of T cells. Bases 367 to 1374 code for a protein of 335 amino acids. The record is from RefSeq and is a predicted model, not a curated record. The transcript has 9 exons.